AUGCACGGAGUCAACACAUAUCGCUUGCGAAAGCGCAUUUCGCGAGUGCUAAUUAAAGCUACAUUUGUGCUUUCCAUCUGCUUCGGCCUGCUGCCGUUCUACUACAACCAGCAACAAAAGCGUUUCACAACUUCGAAAUCCAUUACUAUUUACAACAUAUUUAUAAAUAUUUUAUUCGCCUCAAUCAUGGUAUUUGUUUUGCAAAUAUUUUCUAAUGCCGAAGAUCCUUUCCAAACGCGUGAUCCACUCGCUGAGCUACUCAAUCAAAUGGUAACGUAUGCCAGCUUUUGUGCGAUACUCAUUACGUGGUGGAUCAAUUGGACUGGCCGUAAAGAACUGCAAAAGCUAUUCAAUGAGUUUGCCGCCAUCGAUGCUGAUUACUGUUAUCGCUAUCCCAAUUUGGUCAACGAAUGCGCUCAUUUCGACUCGUACUUGAUUUGGAAAGGUGCUUCAAUUUUACUACAGAAUGCUUCGGCGUUCGCGAAUAUGUGGCUGCUUGUGGAUGCCGGUUGGUUAUUUAUUCUGUGCAUUUGCCUAGCAACUGUGCUUACAAAUGUACUCUUCCUGGUAAUGACGCAUUUCUUCAUCGCCGUAUUGUAUACAUAUCGUUUCGCUUGGGUAUCGAAUAUGCGGCUGCAAAUAAUGGCGGACAGUGGCAAUGAAGUGCAGCAACGCGCUCAAUGCCGGUUGGUAAGCUUGGAAAUCGAUGCUAUUGCACACACGUAUUUGCGUUUGAUACGCUUAUGUGAGGGCUACACAAAAAUACAUCAAUAUCAGCUUUUAUUGGUGGUCGGCUGUAUAACCGCUUGCAAUAUCGAGGUACUAUUUUAUAUGCGACUUCUGUGGGGCGGCAAGGCGUACGAGAUGGACGCGUCGAAUAUUUUUGGAAUAAUACAAAUAUUUUUCGUAAAUAUAUUGGACUUUUGGCUGACGAUGACAAUUUGUGAGUUGGCGGUGGUAACUUCGCAGAAAACAUUGCAAAUACUGCGCGUUUUUAAUGAAAAAUGGGACUUGGCGGUGCCUGUGGAACGAAGUUUGGAACGUUUUGCCUUAAUUUGCUGCAGUAAAAAGUUGCGUUUUCAUUUGUGUGGCAUAUUUGACAUCAAUCACCUGACUGGCUUACAAGUUUUAUUUACAAUGAUAUUAUAUCUCAUCUACUUAGUACAAUAUUACCAUGACAAUUUGUAA
Molecule: messenger RNA, 1188 nt
Organism: Rhagoletis pomonella (apple maggot)
Lineage: Eukaryota; Metazoa; Arthropoda; Insecta; Diptera; Tephritidae
Product: gustatory receptor for bitter taste 22e-like
Exons: 2
Coding region: 1-1188 (395 amino acids)
Biological process (GO): sensory perception of taste
Cellular component (GO): membrane; neuronal cell body; axon
Molecular function (GO): sweet taste receptor activity
Source: RefSeq, a predicted model, not a curated record